Trichoderma asperellum CBS 433.97 is the source of this 769-nucleotide messenger RNA. RefSeq lists its product as uncharacterized. The record is from RefSeq and is a predicted model, not a curated record. NCBI's taxonomy places the organism in Eukaryota, Fungi, Ascomycota, Sordariomycetes, Hypocreales, Hypocreaceae.
UUGGUCUCACUCUCUCUGCUGACAAAAGGGCUGGUGCCGUGAUUUACGCCAUAACAUCAAUUCAAAGAGCUUUCUAACCUCUGUAACACUCUCUAUUCUCUCUGCAACAUUGUAUCCUCUUACCAGAUAUUCAAGAAGCACAAAACGCCAUCAUUGUUUAUACGUCUCAAGCGAAUAGUGCUGCCCCAAGCUAUACAACACAAAAGCCCCCUCAUCGCACAAACAACUCUCAAAGCGAGAAGAAAACAAAAACAAAAAAAGGUCCACAAUGAUCGAACCGUCCUACUCAUUCAUCGUGCCCAUCACCAACGCAGAAGAAUACAACGACUUUGUAACGCACUUCCCGCUCUCGCCGCUCCUCAAGCUGUCUCCCACUUCGACAAGCCUCGUGACUCAGGAUAGCGAGAGUUCAGUACAUUCAGAAGACGAAAAUAAGACGGUGAAGAUGCUGAGGAGGAAGUGGCGGACGUUGGUUGAUGGGAAGAUUCGUUCAAGGGGAUAUACACCACUCUAAAGUUGGCAUAGGAUUGGGGUUUGCUGCCUUGAUACAAAUGAUGGAAGAGACCAAAUGGCGAGGAGAAGCAUUGGUAGCAAAUCCAUCUCUUUUUUGCAAAGGUUUAGCGGGAUAAUUGACAGGAACAGCGCGACUUUUACGGGAGCUAGGUGGCGAUGAAGAUGUAUGAGAAGAAACUACUAUUCGACUUCAUAUUUGUAUUUAACACAUGAAAUCAUGAAACUAAAUGCUAGAAACUUGAUGUUUUCUCUAUUG